Messenger RNA from Sceloporus undulatus (fence lizard), 999 nucleotides. RefSeq names its product homeobox protein unc-4 homolog. The record is from RefSeq and is a predicted model, not a curated record. The annotation marks the transcript as partial. The transcript has a single exon. Lineage: Eukaryota; Metazoa; Chordata; Lepidosauria; Squamata; Phrynosomatidae. Gene Ontology annotation, molecular function: sequence-specific double-stranded DNA binding. Gene Ontology annotation, biological process: regulation of gene expression.
GGAGAAGGUGGCGGAGGCGGCGGCGCUGGAGGGGGACCCCGGCCCAGUGACCCCCAGCAGGGCCCCCGGCUCUCUUGGCCAGAAGGAGGAAGCCCCCCUUGGUCAGGAGGGAAAGAAGGCCCCCAAGCUCCUCAGGGUCCCUUGCGAGGAAGAAGACCCCAGGCCACCCUUGCUCCCUCGGCCAGAAGAAGAAGGCCGCCUUUGGUCCUUUGACCAGAAGAGAAAGAAGUUCCAGGCCCCCCUUGGUCCUCUGACCAGAGGAAGACGACCCCCAAGACACCCUUGGUCCCCUGGCCAAAGGAAGAAGACCCCAAGCUAGUCAGCGUCCCUUGACCAGAGGAAGAAGACCCAGAAGCCGCCUUGGAUCUCUUGACCGGAGGAGGAAGACCUCCCAAACGCCCUUGGUCCCUUGGCCCAAAGAAGGAGACCUCAGACCACCUUUGACCAAAGGAAGAAGACCCCCAGGCCGCCUUUGCUCUCUUGGUUAGAAGAAGAAGAAGAUCCUCAGGCCACCCUCGACCCGAAGAAGAAGAAGGAGAAGACCCUCCUCAGGUCAGCCUUGGUCCCUUGACCAGAAGAAGAAGGAGGAGACCCAGAGGAGGAAGAGGGGCCCCCUGGACUGUGGGGGCCGGAGGGACCCCCUUGCCCUCCCUGGCCUCAGGAUGGACAGCCGCAUCCUGGAGCACCCGCACGCCCAGUUCGGGGGCAUGGUGGGCUUCCCUUACCCGCUGGGCCACCACCACCACGUCUACGAACUGGCCGGCCACCAGCUCCAGUCCGCCGCCGCCGCCGCCGCCGCCUCGGUGCCCUUCUCCAUCGACGGAUUACUCAACGGCACUUGCGCCGCCGCCGCCGCCGCCGCUGCCGCCGCCGCCUCGGUCCUCAACCCGAAUCCGCUGCUUCCCGGGGGCUGCGGCGGCGGAGGAGGAGCCGGGGAGGCCGGGCAGCCCUUCAAGCUCAACGGUGAGUCCGGCCAGGGGCCUCCGGGGGAGAGGAAAG